Messenger RNA from Trichechus manatus latirostris (Florida manatee), 1954 nucleotides. It is a transcript of the gene IFRD2, whose product is annotated as interferon related developmental regulator 2. The record is from RefSeq and is a predicted model, not a curated record. NCBI's taxonomy places the organism in Eukaryota, Metazoa, Chordata, Mammalia, Sirenia, Trichechidae. The transcript has 12 exons. The coding region runs from base 118 to 1443 and encodes 441 amino acids.
GUGUGGCUCCAGUAGCUUGCCGAAGUCUCAUCUCUGCGCACCGGCCGGUGUCUCGCUGGUCCGGAGCCCCCGCCCGCCAGGUCCCUGACCCCGCGCCCCCUGUGUUCGGUUUUCGGCAUGCCCCGCGCCCGCAAGGGGAACGCGCCUCGCAAGGGCAGCCAGCGCCGCGGAGGGGGUGCCCGGAGCAGUGCCCAAGCUGACUCAGGUUCCAGUGAGGAUGAGGCAGCCAGCGAGGCCCGCAGCACCACCAGUGAAUGCCCCAGCCUUCUCAGUGUCACAGCAGAGGACUGCCUUGGGGGCGAUGCUGUGGAUGAGCAGGCUCAGCAGGAAGAUCUCGAGGAUAAGCUGAAGGAGUAUGUGGACUGCCUUACAGACAAGAGUGCCAAGACCCGGCAAGGUGCCCUGGAGAACCUGCGCCUGGCCCUGGCAUCCCACCUACUUCCUGACUUCUUGCUGGAGCGCCGCCUCACACUGGCUGAUGCCCUGGAAAAGUGCCUCAGGAAAGGGAAAGGUGAGGAGCAGGCCCUGGCUGCUGCUGUGCUGGGUCUCUUUUGUGUGCAGCUGGGCCCUGGGCCCAAGGGUGAGGAGCUGUUCCACAGCCUACAGCCCCUGCUGGUCUCCGUGCUCAACGACGGCACAGCUAGCCCUGCUGCGCGGCUCCACUGUGCUUCUGCUCUCAGCUUGGGCUGUUAUGUGGCUGCUGCCGAUGUCCAGGACCUGGUCUCUUGCCUUACUUGCUUGGAAGGUGUUUUUAGCCGGGCUUGCAGUGUGGGUGGCUCCACAGCCCCUGUGGCCCCUGCCAGCUUUCACGGCCUGCUGUGUGCUGCCCUGCAGGCCUGGGCAUUGCUGCUCACCAUCUGCCCCAGCACCCACAUCAGCCACAUCCUUGACAGGCAGCUGCCCCGGCUGCCCCAGCUCUUGACCAGCGAGAGUGUGAACCUGCGGAUCGCUGCUGGCGAGACCAUCGCGUUGCUCUUUGAGCUCGCCCGGGACCUUGAGGAAGACUUUAUUUAUGAGGAGAUGGAGGCCCUCUGUAGUGCCCUGCGCACCCUGGCCACUGACAGCAACAAGUACCGGGCCAAGGCUGACCGCCGGCGCCAGCGCUCAACUUUCCGCGCUGUGCUGCACUUUGUCGAGGGCGGCGAGUGUGAGGAAGAGACAGUCCGCUUCGGGCUCGAGGUGCUCUAUGUGGACAGCUGGGCCCGGCGCCGUGUCUACACCGCCUUCAAGGAUGUGCUGGGUUCUGGCAUGCACCACCACCUCCAGAACAAUGAGCUACUCCGUGACAUCUUUGGUCUGGGCCCUGUACUGGUGCUGGAUGCUGCUGCUCUAAAAGCCUACAAGAUUUCACGCUUUGAGAAGCACCUGUACAACGCUGCCGCCUUCAAAGCCCGGACCAAGGCACGCAGCCGCGUGCGGGACAAGCGGGCAGACAUUCUGUGAAGCAGGACCAGCUGGAGAGGAGACUGUCCACACCCUUGCCCGUGUUUUUUUAACAGAAGACAGUGCAAUGACUGGUUUCCGCCAGUAAUUGUCGCUUUAUUUUUUUAAUGACAAGACCAAAAACAGACAUGAGGGUGGGGGAGCUGGCAGCCACGCUGCUUGGGACCCUGGCCCUUUGCCCCUGUACUCAGCCCUGUCGCCUCUUCCUGCCCUGUCUCAGGCCUGGCCAGACAUGUGCCCGUCCCAGGCUGUAGGAUAGGCAUUGAGGUGCUGGGGGACUGUUCCUUCCUCGUUCUUCUCAGGCCUUAAUCCACCUGUUGGGGGGUGGGGGGGAACAGCAGGGCAUCUGGACAGCCACCACAGCAGAUGGGCAGGUGAGGCUACCUGGAAUGGAUUUCUGUGCUGAUUUUUUAAGAUUAUUAGAGACAAUUAAACAGAAUGCUCAGUCUUCUGUGGUCCUGGCCUCUGGGUGUUUCUGCCUGUCCCUUCCCCUCCACCAUCCUAUGCUUGG